AUGCUAUUCAAACAGCAGGCGUGGCUGAGACAGAAGCUCCUGGUGCUGGGAAUCCUUGCCGUUGGGAGUCUGCUGUAUCUAGUCGCCAGAGUUGGGAGCUUGGAUAGGCUACAGCCCAUUUGCCCCAUCGAAGGCCGAUUUGGAGCCCGCGGCCAGGCCGAAUUCCCUCUCCGCGCCCUGCAGUUUAAACGUGGCCUGCUGCACGAGUUCCGGAAGGGCAACAUUUCCAAGGAUCAGGUUCACCUUCAUGACCUGGUCCAGCAGCUCCCCAAGGCCAUUAUCAUUGGGGUGAGGAAAGGGGGCACCAGGGCCCUGCUUGAGAUGCUGAACCUCCAUCCAGCUGUGGUCAAAGCCUCUCAAGAAAUCCACUUUUUUGACAAUGAUGAGAAUUAUGCCAAGGGCAUUGAGUGGUACAGGAAAAAGAUGCCUUUUUCUUACCCACAGCAAAUCACAAUUGAAAAGAGCCCAGCAUAUUUUAUCACGGAGGAGGUUCCGGAAAGGAUUUACAAGAUGAACUCAUCCAUCAAGUUGUUGAUCAUUGUCAGGGAGCCAACCACAAGAGCUAUUUCUGAUUACACUCAGGUGCUAGAGGGGAAGGAGAGGAAGAAUAAAACUUACUACAAGUUUGAGAAGCUGGCAAUAGACCCUAAUACCUGUGAAGUGAACACAAAAUACAAGGCAGUAAGAACCAGCAUCUACACCAAACAUCUGGAAAGGUGGUUAAAAUACUUUCCGAUUGAGCAAUUUCACAUUGUCGAUGGAGAUCGCCUCAUCACGGAACCUCUGCCAGAACUUCAGCUCGUGGAGAAGUUCCUAAAUCUUCCCCCUAGGAUAAGUCAGUACAAUUUAUAUUUCAAUGCUACCAGAGGGUUUUACUGCUUGCGAUUUAACAUUAUCUUUAAUAAGUGCCUGGCGGGCAGCAAGGGGCGCAUUCAUCCAGAGGUGGACCCCUCUGUCAUUACCAAAUUGCGCAAAUUUUUUCACCCUUUCAAUCAAAAAUUUUACCAGAUCACUGGGAGGACAUUGAACUGGCCCUAA
Neomonachus schauinslandi (Hawaiian monk seal) is the source of this 1038-nucleotide messenger RNA. RefSeq names its product heparan sulfate-glucosamine 3-sulfotransferase 5 (gene HS3ST5). The record is from RefSeq and is a predicted model, not a curated record. The transcript is spliced from 2 exons. Lineage: Eukaryota; Metazoa; Chordata; Mammalia; Carnivora; Phocidae. Gene Ontology annotation, molecular function: [heparan sulfate]-glucosamine 3-sulfotransferase activity. The coding region runs from base 1 to 1038 and encodes 345 amino acids.